AUGGCCCUCGUCCGACGACUCGCGCGCUCCUCUCGCUCUGUGCAGACAUGGCAGCUGCCUGUAGGCGCUUCCAGCUCCCGUGACCGCCAGAACGCGCCUCUCCCGACGCAGUCGCUGGCUCUGCGCGCCUUCCACGCGUCUCCGCAGCGCGAAAACUCGGUUCUCAUCGCAGGUCUGGGCGUCGCUGGAGCCGCAUUGAGCGCCAAGUACGUGCUGCAGGUAUGGGAAGCCUACAAGAACCGCCCUAAGAGCGAGAAGGUGAGCUCUUGGAAGUACCGUAACUUCUACGAUGGCCCAUUCGAGGAGAAAAUGACGCGACGCGAGGCCGCACUCAUUCUUGGCGUGCGUGAGAGCGCGUCAGAGGAGCGAAUCCGCAACGCGCACCGCAAGCUGCUUAUCCUGAACCACCCGGACACGGGCGGCUCCACGUUCCUGGCUACCAAGAUCAACCAGGCGAAGGAGAUGUUGCUUGGUGGUGGCAAGUAG
Molecule: messenger RNA, 486 nt
Organism: Phytophthora nicotianae INRA-310
Lineage: Eukaryota; Oomycota; Peronosporomycetes; Peronosporales; Peronosporaceae
Exons: 1
Coding region: 1-486 (161 amino acids)
Biological process (GO): protein import into mitochondrial matrix
Cellular component (GO): PAM complex, Tim23 associated import motor
Molecular function (GO): ATPase activator activity
Source: RefSeq, a predicted model, not a curated record